Molecule: messenger RNA, 2040 nt
Organism: Aspergillus steynii IBT 23096
Lineage: Eukaryota; Fungi; Ascomycota; Eurotiomycetes; Eurotiales; Aspergillaceae
Product: ADP-ribosylation factor GTPase-activating protein
Exons: 6
Coding region: 108-1571 (487 amino acids)
Biological process (GO): COPI coating of Golgi vesicle
Molecular function (GO): GTPase activator activity
Source: RefSeq, a predicted model, not a curated record
CCCGAAUGCAUUUUGGAUCCUCUUCCUCCCUCUCUCGACUUCCUGUCUUGUCUGCGUGACGGUCUCUCCCCCUUAUUUCGGGCCCCUACUCUCUCCUUCUCGUCACCAUGAGUGCCUCCAAGGCGGAGUCCCAGAAGAUCUUUGAGAAACUCAAACUCAAACCCGCCAACAAGGUAUGCUUCGAUUGCAGCUCUAAGAAUCCUACCUGGUCGUCGGUACCUUUCGGUAUCUAUCUCUGCUUGGACUGCUCGUCCAACCAUCGUAACCUGGGUGUCCACAUUUCCUUUGUUCGUUCCACGAACCUCGACCAAUGGCAAUGGGAACAACUCCGUCUCAUGAAAGUCGGCGGUAACGAGUCUGCUACUAAAUAUUUCCAAUCGCAUGGCGGGUCUGCCGCCCUCGCCAGCAAGGACGCCAAGGUCAAGUACACGUGCAAUGCUGCCGUUAAGUACAAGGACGAACUGAAGAGGCGGGCCGCGCAGGAUGCUCAGCAGUACCCCGGUGAAGUGGAGAUCACGGAUGUCCCCGCAGGCGUUUCGUCGAAUGGCUCCAGCACCCCUGCCGCUGACGAGGAUGAUUUCUUCUCCUCGUGGGAUAAACCGUCCAUCAAGCGUCCCAGCAACCCUCCCUCCCGCACUGGCACUCCUCCGGUUGUCAGCCGAAACGGCACCCCGUUCUUGAACACCGCUGCCGCAGCCAAUGCGAACGGCGCUCGCUCGAAGUCCCCGCUUUCGGCUUCCGAUAAGGAGUCUUCGCCUGCUCCGGCUGCGAUCAGGGCCAGCACUUCUGUCCGAAAGGCUACGUCGGCGGGUCCUGCGAAGAAGACCAGCGUUCUGGGUGCCAAGAAGGCCCCUAAGCUGGGGGCCAAAAAAGUUGGUGGCGCGGAGAUUAUCGAUUUCGACGAGGCGGAGAGGAAAGCCAAGGAGGAGGCAGAGCGCAUCGAGAAGCUUGGUUAUGACCCCGAGGCAGAAAAGGCCGAGGCCGAUGCCAAGAACAAGACCGCCAACACAGGAGCCACCGCCAUUGCCUCCCCGACACCGAUCAGCCCGAGCAAGGGAGGCUUCGGUGCCACCAAGAGCUCCCAGGAGCGAAACUCUAACGACGUUGAGCGUCUGGGUAUGGGCAUUGGACGGCUCGGAUUUGGUCAAACUGUCAGCGCAAAGCCUGCCGCCCCCAAGAAGCUGGGCUUUGGGUCGGUUGGCCCGACUAGAACGGCUGCCGAUGAUGAGGAGAUCAAGCAGAACAAGGAUCGAUUCGGCACCCAGAAGGGUAUCUCGUCGGACGAGUUCUUCGGACGGGAAAAAUUCGACCCCAACGCGCAGGCGGAGGCCAAGGAGCGCCUGCGAAACUUCGAUGGUGCCACUGCGAUCUCUAGCAACUCCUACUUUGGCCGACCUGAAGACGACCUUCCUGCCGCAGACGAUACUUACGGAGACCUGGAAGGCGCAGCAAAGGACUUUGUCCGCCGCUUUGGCAUCACAGCCGGUGAUGAUCUAGAAAACCUCUCGCAGAUCGUUGGAGAUGGAGCCGUUAAGCUGCAAGGUGCCAUCCGCAGCUAUCUGAACAGCUAAAGGGUUUCCGCCUAGUGAAGCUCAUUUUGACCGCACCCGCAAUAUCGCCAGCAUGGAUGCUGCUUUUGUUCUUCCUUCGUCCUUGCUGCCCAGCUCUAUUUUUUAUUUUUGAGUCAUACAUGGCGUUCUCAUCAUUCGUAUUCCCCCAAAUCAGCCUACAUUCUCAAUCCAAUGCAAUCGACAACGAAGGCCACCACUAUAAUCACUGUCUAUUGAACGGUGGCUCUUGCAGAGUCUAAGACCAAUCCCUCCGUCUUGUCUCGACUCGAUCAUGUUUUAAGUUGGUUGCUUUUACUUUUAUUCCAUUUCCCCUGUUUAGUUGCCUUUGUGGUUUUGAGUUAAUUGAAAAUCAUUAAAUUGGCAUUCCCCAAGCUCCUGUUUCUAUUUGUGACGAUUUCCUGUAUAUUCUUUCAAUCUAAGUAGGCUUGGUCUUGCUAGGAGUUUUGACAAUUAAAAUUUGAAUAAACAC